AGCAGCUGCCGCAGCAGCUGCCGCAGCAGCUGCCGCAGCAGCAACAGCCGCAGCAGCAGCCGCUGGAGCAACAGCUGCAGCAGCAGCCGCAGCAGCAGUCGCCACAGCAACAGGAGCCACAGCAGCAGGAGCCACAGCAGCAGCCGCAGGAGCAACAGCAGCAGCAGCAGUGGCAGCAGCAGGAGGCGCAGCCAGAGCAUCUGGGGCCGCAUCAAGCGCAGCAGGAAGCAGCGCAGGAGCAGCAGCAGCCGCAGCAGCAAGCAGAUUCAGUUCAGUCUGCUUCUGCUGCUGCUGCUGCCUCUACCAACUCUCGAAGUGUCUCUCCCUCCACUGACGAGGGCACAGCAGCAGGUGAGGGGAGUGCGGAGGGGGCCCCCACGCCGGGGGCCCCUCUGGCUGCAUCAAGCAGCCCGGACAGCCCCUCAGGGGCCCCCCCCGAGGCCCCUUGGGGGGCUCCCGUUGAGGCCCCUUCGGAGGCCCCCCCCGAGGCCCCUUCGGGGGCCCCCACUGAGGCGCCUGCGGGGGCCCCCACUGAGACCCCUUCGGGGGCCCCCACUGAGGCCCCUUCGGGGGCUUCCGUUGAGGCCCCUUCGGGGGCCCCCCCCGAGGCCCCUGCGGGGGCCCCCACUGAGGCCCCUUCAGAGGCCGCUUCAGAGGGGGAGGGGGGUGGGGGGCCCCCAGGGGGAACAGCAGGGGGGGCCCCAUCCGAAGGGGGCCCCUCUGGAGGUGUAGGAUGGAGCGGGUUAGGGUUUUAUUUGAAGGCAGUAGAAGAGGGCGUCGUGCCGUCUUCGUGGGGGGCCCUUUUAACAGGCGUUGCGCUGCUGCUGGGUACGGGGGCCCUUGCUGCUACGGGGGGCACAGGGGGAGGCGCUGUCUUUCUUGCUGUUCUCUUGGGGGCCCUCAAACUAAAAGUUAUGGUUUGCUGCUCAGCAUGUACGGGGACCUACAUGCACCGCAGGAGAGAAAUAAGGGAGGGCCUCUCGGCAGUAGAUGAGAUGUGGCUGAACCUGCUGGUGCCCAUGGCGCUUAGCGGCACGCUGGUGGGGGUCUUGUUAAAUUCGCUGUCUCCUCCGUCUUUGCUGCUGCUGCUGCUGCUGCUGCUGCUCGGGGCCCUUUGCUGCCGCUCCUUGCUGUCAGCAGUCCGCAUGUAUCAGCAGGAGGAGGAGACACGCAACAUGGAGGCCUUUGAUGUUGUCUCCUUUCAGACUCAAGAGGUCUUGCGGGGGGCCCCAAGGGUGGCCCCCAUAGGGACCCCCAGGGAGCCCCCUACGGGGGUUUGGGGGCCCCCCACUUGUGGGGGAGACCAGGAGCUGCAGUUAGCAGCGGGGGCCCCUCUCUCGCGCUCCAGCAGCAUCGACAACAACAACAACAGCAGCAGCAGCAGCAGCAGCACGAACGGCAAGAGUAGAGCGUUGCUGCUGCACUCCGAGGCCAUUCACCGCAUGUCCCCUUCUGAUGCACUCCUAGAGACAAAGGAGACACCUAGGGAUUUGGAGCCCCUGUCUCUAGCAGCAGCUGAAGGUGCUGCUGCUGCUGCUGCCGCUGCUGCUACAGACAGCGGCAGCAGCAGCAGACGCAGUGACGGGGAAACUGAGCAGCAGCAACAGCAGCAGCAGCAUCAGCAGCAGCAGCAGCUGUUGCCGCAGCAUGAUUACUUUGUUACAGCCAACAUCAGGGGGCCCUCUCAAGAUGAGGGUACAGUGGGGUUUUCGGGGGCCCCCCUAGUGGUUUCUUUAGAUACAGAAGACAGGCUGCUGCCUAUGACGCAUAUAUGCUCGUUUGCUUCUCAGGAGUCUGAGGGGGCCCCUGCUGCUGUUGCGGGGGGCCCCGCAUCCCCAGGGGGCCCUCGCUUUAGCCUAGGGCGCGGCUGGUGGCGACGAGCAAAGAGUCUCCUUACUGCAGAGGAGGGGGCCCCCAACGCCGAGUUCCUUGUGGGGCUGCAUGCGGGGGGCCCCCAUGAUAAUAUUAGCCCCUUUGCUGGCCCCGCAGAGGAGUACUUUGUUCAGCCCCCACAGAGUGAUGCAUGCGUAGGGGGCCCCUCCUCUCAAGCAGGCGAGGGAGACAGAUCUUUAAGAUCCCAGCUGCAGCCGCAGCAGCAGCAGCAGCAGCGGCAGGGGCAGGGUGUUUGGUGUUGGUGCGUUGCUGCUGCAGCAGCAGCGUUGCUGCGCCUCAAAGAGACCUCCAGGCGUCUCCUUUCUUCUUCUCCUGUGAGGGAGCCGCAGCAUCAUAUACUGUCUCCUUUGCUGCUCUUCGUUGUUGGGUGCAGCAUGGGGACCCACGCGCUUAUUGAUCGAGGCUGCUGGGGCUCUGCUGUUGCUGUUGCUGCAGCAGCAGCAACAGCAGGAGCCGGCGUCCAGCUGUUUGUCUCUCUUGCGGUGCUCCGUGAGUUCAAGGCUGCGCACCCACACUUUUCGUUUGCUGCUGCUGCUUCUGCUGCUGCGUCUGCUGCUGUACUCCGCCUCGCUAGCCGAGGCCGCGCUCUUGCUGCCUGCUACAGCAACGCCUGCAGCAGAGCUUGCAGAGCAGCAGCGAGGGGGACCCUGAGGGGCCUCCGGGCAGGUGCUCGCCUCCUGCAGCAGCAGCAGCAGCAGCAGCAGCAGCAGCAGGGAGGCCAUGGGGUGGCUGAUAGACGGCUUCAAGAGAGGUCAUUGCUGGAGGCGAGGGGGCCCCCUCUGGGUUCUGUAGAGAUGGAGACGUUGUCUGGGGGGGCCCCCGAGGGGGGCCCCCGCGCGUGCGGGUCUCUAUCAUCAGUUCCUUUGAGCCCUCCGUUUGGUGCUGCAGUGCAGCACGAAGGAGAGAGCACAUCAGCAGAGGAAGCAGAGCUGCUGCUGCGGGCGCUGCUGGCUGCACCUGUUGUAGGGAUUCUAACAGGGGUGCUAGCAGGCCUUCUCGUUGCUACUCUAAUGACAGUACGGCGCUACUUCACUGGGGGCCCCGUAUAA
Molecule: messenger RNA, 2942 nt
Organism: Eimeria acervulina
Lineage: Eukaryota; Apicomplexa; Conoidasida; Eucoccidiorida; Eimeriidae
Exons: 4
Biological process (GO): regulation of transcription by RNA polymerase II
Cellular component (GO): SWI/SNF complex; nucleus
Molecular function (GO): transcription coregulator activity
Source: RefSeq, a predicted model, not a curated record